AUGCCGCCUAAGGAUCGCGGCAGAGGCAAGCUGCCAGUUCCUCUCCCAAGAGACAUGAUUCUGAAAGACACCGAAGGAAAAGUCUGGAGGCUGGGCAGUCAAAUCGGCCAGGGAGGAUUUGGCUUGAUCUAUUUAGCUUCCCCUCAAAUUCAUGUUCCUGUAGAAGAUGAUGCAGUGCAUGUAAUUAAAGUGGAAUAUCUUGAAAAUGGUCCCUUAUUUUCUGAACUGAAAUUUUACCAGAGGGCUGCAAAACAAGAACAUAUAAGAAAAUGGAUGAAUCUCAAAAAAAUAAGAUGUUUAGGAAUUCCAGUGUUCUGGGGAUCAGGCUUGACUGAGUACAAGGGAAAAAGCUAUAGAUUCAUGGUCAUGGAGAGACUAGGGGAAGACCUUCAAAGAAUCUUUGAAGAUUGUGGAAGCAGAUUUAAGAAGGAGACUGUUCUGCAACUUGGGGCACGAAUGUUGGAUACUUUGGAAUAUAUACAUGAAAAUGAGUAUGUUCAUGGUGACAUUAAAGCAGCAAAUCUACUUUUGGGCUACACCAAUCCACAUGAGGUUUAUCUUGCAGAUUAUGGACUUUCCUACAGAUAUUGUCCCAAUGGGAACCACAAACAGUAUCAGGAAAAUCCUAGGAAGGGCCAUAAUGGGACAAUAGAGUUUACCAGCGUAGAUGCCCACAAGGGAGUAG
Messenger RNA from Pterocles gutturalis (yellow-throated sandgrouse), 685 nucleotides. Its product is annotated as serine/threonine-protein kinase VRK2-like. The transcript is spliced from 7 exons. Lineage: Eukaryota; Metazoa; Chordata; Aves; Pterocliformes; Pteroclidae. The annotation marks the transcript as partial. Gene Ontology annotation, molecular function: protein serine/threonine kinase activity; ATP binding. Gene Ontology annotation, cellular component: cytoplasm; nucleus. Gene Ontology annotation, biological process: peptidyl-serine phosphorylation; signal transduction. The record is from RefSeq and is a predicted model, not a curated record.